Lottia gigantea (owl limpet) is the source of this 495-nucleotide messenger RNA. RefSeq lists its product as hypothetical. Gene Ontology annotation, cellular component: ribonucleoprotein complex; nucleoplasm. NCBI's taxonomy places the organism in Eukaryota, Metazoa, Mollusca, Gastropoda, Lottiidae. The record is from RefSeq and is a predicted model, not a curated record. Gene Ontology annotation, biological process: regulation of RNA splicing. Gene Ontology annotation, molecular function: RNA binding. The annotation marks the transcript as partial. The transcript has 2 exons.
UUCUUGGUCUAUAUGAAAGGAUUUCCAAAACAUACUGUGAAGGAAGAUAUUUGGAAAUUCUUUGUCAACUGUCGAAUUGCUGAUAAUGGAAAUGGUAUCUAUUUCGAUCAUGAUGGGACUGGUAAAUUAGUUGGCUUGGCUUUUAUUGAAUUUGAAAAUCACAGAGCCAUGCAGAAUGCUUUGCAAUUUAAUGGAACGAUGAUUGGACCCCAUCGAAUAGAAGUUGGUCCAAGUCACCCUGAUGAACUUAGUGCAAUGUUUCGUGCUCAUAAAAAUAUCAAGAGUGGAGAUACCUGUGUCAUAUUGAAAAACUUACCAAGGCAAAUCAAACAGAAAGAAAUAGAAGAUUUUUUCCGUGGUAUAAAGAUUUUAGACAACAGUAUAAAGUUUGUCUGCAAUGAGAAAGGGGACACAACUGAUGUUGGAUAUGUUGAAUUCAAGUCUACUGAAGAUUGUAGAAAUGCUAUCAAGAAGUCUGGAAGCAAGAUAGGACAU